CGGCUUUGUGGCAACACGCCCCGAGCCGAACCCCGACUUCGCGAACAGGCGCGUUCGUCGCGCCAUGUAGUUAUAUCCCAACAGUUAAAGAACAAGCUUCAAACUGUUUUCAACUCUCACAAAAGUUGUUAAAAAAUACUCCGGUGUCGGAACUGACUCCCAGCAGCCGCAGACUUCAGGGGAAUCAGCUUCCGACCCGGGUAGAUUCGAGCCAGCAUCUCUCGGCAAGCGACUCAGCGCCGGUAUGUCUGGGAUCAUCACCAAACUGAAAGUGGGGGCUAACCAGCCGCCCCCGCCGCCGCUGGAGAACAACCCCAUCCUUCAAUUCUUCGAGGUGGGCAAGGAGAGCAGCACGGCUGGACCUGGCCUCAUCUGGAGAGUACACGAUGCUUAUAGGAAGAGCGAUGGCAAGGAAUGUUCGGUGUUCGUGUUCGACAAGCGCAUCGCGGAGAAACUUUACAAGCCGAAGCGCAAGGAGAGCAUGUUGGACUGCAUUCGCAUCUGCAUCACGUCUAUGGAGAAGUUGCGACACCCGAAGAUGCUGCAAGUCAUCCACGCUCUCGAAGAAGGCACCACUACCAUAGCCUUCGCUUCGGAACCCGUACUUGCGAGCCUGGCUAACAUCUUGUCUUGGCAUGAGUGCAACGUGCUGCCAGGCAAUGCGCCUCCCAUUAUGCCGCACCCCAUUACCCUGGGCCCUCCAAGCGCUCAGCAGCAAAUCCUGAACACUCCUGCCGUGCUGCCUCCACAUGCCAAGGAGUACUUCUUCCUGGACAUCGAGCUGCGAUAUGGAUUACUGCAGCUUAUCGACGCUCUUCACUACAUGCACUACAACUCGCACCAGAUGCAUCGCAACGUGUGCCCGCAAGUCAUCAUCGUCACCAAGAGGGGAACAUGGAAGCUUUUCGGUCUCGAAUUUGCUGAAAACUGCCUGUCGUCUGAUCCCACCGAAAUGAUCUGCGUACCUCCGUGGUCUAUCAAGGUGGCGAAAUUAUCGCAGCCAAACCUUGAUUUCUUGGCUCCUGAGGUGCAGACCAGCGGUCAUUGCAGCAUUCUGUCUGACAUGUUCUCACUGGGGCUCGUCAUCUGCGCGGUCUUCAACAAUGGCAAGCCGCUGAUACAGGCCAAUAAUAACCCUAUGUUGUACAUGAAGCAGAUUGAAUUUUUGGACCAGCAAGUAAUCCAGGUGUUGCCUCGUGUGCCCACUGCUCUGCAAGAAGCCGUGCAGCGCCUGCUGGCGAGAGACCCUCAUCCUCGGCCCACGACGCAGCUGCUGCCCCUCAUAAAAUACUUCAACCGGGGUGAACAUGAGCAAGCGAUAGCCGCCAUGCAAUUUCUGGAUGUGGUGACAAUGAAAGAUCCAAAUCAGAAGGCAAACUUCUACCGAACUACUCUCAUUGAUGCUUUGCCAUGCAUACCAAAGAAACUACGCUGGCAACAUAUUUGGCCUGCCCUGCAAAUGGAGGUCAGAACCGCUGAAGUUCUAGCCUCAGUCUUGCAGUCAGUGAUGUGGCUAGUCAGGGAGUCCACCCAAGAAGAGUUUUCUUUCUACAUCAUGCCUACUUUAAAAAUAUUGCUGAAUUCACCAAAGAGUAUCCAAGCUUCGGUCACAAUUUUGGAGAAUUUGCAUACAAUUAUGCAAAAGUGUACGCAAGCAGAAAUUGACAAUGAAAUAUUACCAGCGCUCUAUCAUGCCCUGGAUAGCAACACCACGCAAAUCCAGGCAGCGUCACUGAUAGCCGUUCAAAAUAUCUGCGAUGUCCUCGAGGACAGGAUCCUUCAUACCACAAUCCUGAACAAAGUAAAAGCACUACUUGAGAGGAACCAAAGUGACGUAAAGAUCAUCAGCCUGAUCCUCUGCUUCUUCGAAAAGAUAAUAGUGAGGCUCGAGCGGACCCACAUUUUGGAGCAGGUGAUUCCCACUCUGCUGGCUAUGCGGCUCAGCGACCCCGAUAUCGUCAAUCGUGUCGUUAAACUCUACAAGAACUUGCUCUUGGAAAGAAAAUUUGGAUUGAACACGAAUGUGAUGGCAACAAAAAUGAUACCGUCGCUUGCUCCACAAACUGUUAACCCGGCUCUGAACGUCGACCAGUUUACUAACUUGAUGGAGAUCCUGUACGACAUGCUGGAGAACAUCGACCGGCAGCAGCGCUACAAGCUGAAGGCCGACAACCUCGCGCUGCCGAGCCCCGAGCGUCGCAAGCUUCGUCAUCAAAUGAGCACAGAUAACAUGAAUGCACCACCUUUUAAUAUCCCUAACUUAAGGGUGGAGCAGCGUAAAACCUCUAGCGCCGAGGACAUGGCCCGUAAAAACUCUAUGACUGGGCCCCCUCCCGCAGCUAGUGCUAGCGGUAGUGUAGGCGGUUUCAAGAGUAAGCAUGAGUUUCCAACCUGUAAUGUAAAGACUCCGACUAGACAAAGAAUUAUACGGAAAAUUUAUUCAGGCACGGGGAUCGGUCAGUGGUUCUUCGGCUCAAGCAAUUCUACCAAUAACGACAACAAUUUCCUUCGCGUUUCAAGCGCUUUUCCAAAUCGCCGCCUGUCGGAUAACACUCUGAUGACGCCCAAGAUCCGCAUCGCGCCGUCAUGCGCCUCGUCCCCCGGCGGCACCCCGGGGGGCACGUCCGGCCUGCCCACGCGCCGCCACUCCAGCAUCGGGCCGCAGGAGCGCCGCGGCUCCGCCGUCAAUCUGUCGCCGCCUACCGGCUACCAGUACAGGGGCAGAGGGGGCGGCUCAGGCUCGAGCCUGUCCGUGCCGUCAACGUCUCAAUGCGUUGGUGGCUCAAUGCCUAAUACGUCAUCGAGUGUACCGUUUCUGCUGACCUCGUCAAUGCAAUCGAUUCGGUCGCGCCGGCCGUCGGCCUGCCUGAGCAGCUCGCAGGGCUCCGGACUGCUGCAGCAGCUCAGCAGUGGCAUGGUAAGACACCUGCCGAGCGGCAGUAGACACCACUCGCACGCCUCCACGUCGACGAACUGGAGCCUGCAGGGGGCCACCGCCGCCGGGUACAACGCCCUGCACCACACCGCCAUGGCUGUGAGGAAGUGCCCCUCGCUCAAUAUUACCCUCACGCGCUAAGCUGCGCCUCUGUCUGUAGUAGCGGCACGCCGAGUGUCUCUCACCCUGCGAUCUGCCGACAAGGGCGAUCCCCGUCCGGUCCCUUGAUGUUUUGUAGUUUUAUCAUAUUAUAUCGAUGUUGUUUUAACUAUUACCAUAUUACAUUUAUUUGCAAAUACUUUUUAGAGAUAUGAACUUGUUUGUUUUCGUAUGCUGUCUAUCAAUAUUGAUUUUUGUUAGAUUGUGAAAGCGUAAGAAAUUGAAAGAGAAUACGGAAACGCGUGGAUUUUAGGUUGACAUCGACAUCUCUAAUUUGAUGAAUGUGUAAAUUCACUUUUAAAAAUGUCAGCAAAGGUAUGAGGUAGGAGACCCUGUGUAAGCUUUAAUCAAUAUAAUGUGGACAUAUCACUUUGUGUGAAGGAAAAGUGUUAAGAGGAUGUCCAUUUGUAAUAAAAUGUAAGAGUUUAUAAAUUGAAUUAUGUACUUAUUAAAGAGUAUAAUGUUACCAAAACUGAUAGUGUACAGCAAAAUGUUGUAUCGAGGUGCUGUGAUAUGGUAUUGUUAUAUUUAUUAGAAACUACUUUAAAGUAGUAAUAACUUUCUGCUGUUGAACGAUGGCAUAUUAAACACUAAUAUGGCAUUGAUAAAUUAUUGGCUAUCAAAUACGAGUCGUUAAUGUGCCAAAUAUUUACGAUAAUUGAAAAAGAGUAAUGUGGUAUUCCACGUGCGAGCGCGAGCCGCACACUGCUGCGACCGGCACGGUGCCACGUCGAGUGCUCUCUGUGUACUCACAUCGCUUUACAACAUUACUCGCACAAUAUGCGGGAACGUCAUUUUAAUUUAUGCUAUUGCUCUUAACUUCUUAUUUACCUAAGUACUUAUUCGGUUCAAAUACUUGCAAUUGCAAAGAAUUAAAAAUUACAUAAGUAUUACGAACUUGUUGAAAAUGUAAGGUGUUUUUAUACACUAGAGACAGAUAAAAUUUGGCUUCUCAGCUGCAUAUUAUAACUAAAACGUUUGACAAAAUCGUCGUUUGUUGAUACCAAGUCUGUUCACCAUUAAUAUAUCAACUAUUAAUAAAAUACACAGAAAGGAUCAGUUGAGCGAAGGAUUUCCACAAUACUUAUUCGUUUAAUAUCCCACUUUACUUUCUGUCCAGUCAGCAUAAUAUACUCGUAGUUAGGUAUUUGCACAAAGUGUAUACUCCGUGCCGUAUAACUGGAUUUGUUUUAGAUAUCAUUGACCCCAUCCUUUUAGCUUGAGCACAUUUAGUUUGCAAUUCCGGCUUAUCGGUAGGUAUGAUGUAGUGUUAUUGAGGUGUGAUGCCGUAGUCCACUAGCCAGCUGUGACGAGAGCGGUCGGACGGGUGACAGCGUAGAGUAGCGUAGCACUAGUUGUAGCGUAGCGGGCGGGCGGGGACCGCGCUGCCGGUUGCGGAGGCGGCGCGAACCCCGCAACCACUGAUCUGGCACGCGCUUUGUUUUUAAUAUUUUUUUUUUAUUAUGGUUUCUUCCAGUACCAGCUGUUUUCCGGACGUACAUAAAAAGAAAUUGAUAUACGUUAGAGCCGCGUAGCGUAAACCGAGAGCGGAUCGGCGAUCGCGGCGCGCGCGCGUUGUGCCGCAGAACGCGCUGCGCUGCUCUCUCGCCGCGAGCCGAGCGCCGCUCGCCGCCCGUCCGCGCCUCGCCGCUGCACGUGCUCAUUUCAUCUCAUACAUGAGCUUCUAUUUUUGAAAGUAAAUUACCGUUCCAAAAUUAAUAAACCUACAAUAACAAUGCAAAAUUACACUAGUGCAUGACACAUUCAUGUGUUAUGCCUCGGCCUAACGAUUUUGGAAAACUUUCAAUAACAUCUAGCAAAUUACUAUCGUUUGUAAUGCAUGCUGACUGUGAAAAACUACUAUUAGAUCUACUAAAUAUACCUACCUAAUAUUACCAAAAUUUAUCGAGAAUUAUAUGAAUAUCUAUCUUUUCCUCAUUUUUUUCUGAUGUCAUGUAGCGUUUGCCUGCCACGUGAUCUUGUAUUCAGUAUGGGAAGUAUAAAAGUGGUGCACGUCACAUGUUACGGUUAUGACUUCAUACUUUAACAUCAUGUCUGUAUUUGGCACAGUUAUUUGCACUUCUUUAAAAAACAGUACUUACUGCUUCUCCAUGCACAUUUACACACUCUUUUAUUGAAAUAUUUAAACACUUUCCAGUUGUUAGAAGUAGUACAGUCAUUUGGUAAUUUUGCCUGGAAAGCUCUUAAGAAUUCGUAAGGUUUUUUUACUUCACUGUUCUCGCACAUAGUAGCGAAUUUCAUCUUGGUCGUCUCAUGUUUUGGUCGCUCGCGACUCCAAAAUAGAAAAUGGCAUUAAUAACAGAUUUUCGGCAACAUUAAAUCUUUUGUGUAAAAGCGUGCGAUUAAAAACUCGUUGCCAUAUGGCCUGCUCCUAUGAGAAAGAACGAUGAAUAUGUGAAUUUCGAAUAAUCCAUUUUCCAAUAUUCCGAACGUUAAAUAUUAAUUUAUUAAAAUUUACCAAUUUAAAAAACUAAAGGAGUACUCUCCAGGUAGACUUUCUUUAGAUCAAAUGGCUGGACUAUAGACUUGAGAUCGAGAAGUACCGGCAGAGUCUCACGAUACGAUGACAUUCGCAAAAUAUAUACGUUAUUUAUUUAUUAUUUCAAUACCUAUAUUUACGUGCCGUGAACGUAACUUAAUAGAG
This is a messenger RNA of Helicoverpa armigera (cotton bollworm), 5759 nucleotides long. It is a transcript of the gene bma, whose product is annotated as SCY1-like protein 2. The transcript has 16 exons. NCBI's taxonomy places the organism in Eukaryota, Metazoa, Arthropoda, Insecta, Lepidoptera, Noctuidae. The record is from RefSeq and is a predicted model, not a curated record. Gene Ontology annotation, molecular function: ATP binding; protein kinase activity. Gene Ontology annotation, biological process: protein phosphorylation. Bases 245 to 3076 code for a protein of 943 amino acids.